CAUCAAACACGUACCUCCCCUCCGCACCACGAUGAGUACCAGCUACCUUCCACACGUUCUGUACUCCAUGGCCAUCAUGUCACUUUCCGUGCAUCUCGUUUACCAGAAACAUUCUAUGCGUCAAGAGAAAGGACGCGUUACUGGGCAAAUUUCGAUACUGGAAGACGUUAUCACACAGCUACGUUCGGGGACGCAUUUGUCAAGGACGGAACUACAGCGGCUGAGGAAACUCGCGAUGCCGUCGUCGAAGGAGGAGAAGGAGGAAAUUACCUGGAAGGAGGCCCUCUUGGGCAAGAAGGAUAUCAAGACAUCAUCGAGGACAGAUGAUAAUUCUACGAAGCCAUAAAACUGCAAGCCAGUGCAACUCGAAUCUCAUUCGAAAAAAACUUGGCAACACAUAUUCUAGCGGCAACACAUUGUCGUGCUGGAAAAAAGGGUUACAAAUGGGUGGAGCAAAUGUCUGGGUUCCCAGGGCACUCUUAAGGACGUUUGGAUGCUGCUGAAGGAUUCCCAAGAGGAAACGAAUUGUUUGG
Molecule: messenger RNA, 533 nt
Organism: Guyanagaster necrorhizus
Lineage: Eukaryota; Fungi; Basidiomycota; Agaricomycetes; Agaricales; Physalacriaceae
Exons: 2
Coding region: 32-346 (104 amino acids)
Source: RefSeq, a predicted model, not a curated record